Rhodamnia argentea is the source of this 579-nucleotide messenger RNA. Its product is annotated as dirigent protein 22-like. The transcript has a single exon. NCBI's taxonomy places the organism in Eukaryota, Viridiplantae, Streptophyta, Magnoliopsida, Myrtales, Myrtaceae. The coding region runs from base 1 to 579 and encodes 192 amino acids. The record is from RefSeq and is a predicted model, not a curated record.
AUGGCUCACUUCAAAGCGGGUUUCACCAUCCUGGCCUUCUUCUUUUCCCUCACCUUCCUCACGGCGAUCAAAUCCGAGACGCUGUUCGCUCGACGACUAUCUGCUCAAGAUCAGUUUCGGCUCAAACCGGAGAAGAUGACCCAUCUUCGCUUCUAUCUCCACGACACGCUCACCGGGCAACACCCUACCGCCUUCCCUGUCGCCCAAGCGGCAAUCACAAACACGUCGUCCACGUUUUUCGGCCUCGUCGCCGUCAUCGACGACCCGCUGACCGUGACCCCAGAUCUAAACUCGACUCUCGUUGGGAGAGCUCAGGGAAUGUACGCGUCGUCGUCGCAGAGUGAGGUCGCCCUCACCAUAACCAUGAACUUGGUCUUCGCAGAAGGGGCGUACAACGGGAGCACGUUGAGCGUGUUGGGGCGGAACCCGAUCCUGAAAAAUCCGAGGGAGCUGACCAUCGUUGGCGGGACCGGCGUUUUCAGGUUCGCUCGCGGAUAUAUCCAGCUAAGAACUUACACUUACAACGCAACAACGAAUAAUGCCAUUGUGAAGUACGAUGUUUACGCAUCACAUUACUGA